AUGGCAGGUGCCUCGUCGCAUCAUUGCCAUUCGCACGCGUCGUGGUACGCCGUUCUCUGCCUGCUGCUGCUCUCGUUGUCCCCGACUGCGUGGGCUCAGGUGGGAACGGUGUCGCCGACCAAGGCGGAGUACCUGGCGGAGCUCAACACGCUCGCUUCGAGGCUCAAGAAACAAAGCUGUAGCGUCAUGGCGAAAGCCGUGUCUAGCUUCGCCAGUGAAGUCGAGAAACUCACUGAAGCUAGCUUCUCUGCAGGUUACAAGGAGCUCACCUUCCUCGCACCUUCCGACUUUGCGUUCACAAAAGCAACCUUCCGGCCGCGUGUCUCUGCAGUCAGUCCUUCUGAGAUUGUGAAGUAUCACACUCUAUCAGGGCUCUACAGCUUUGCGCAGCUUAAAGCCCUGCCCAACCGCAGCAAGAUACCUACUGAGGCGGGGAAGAGCAUAGUGAAGCACAGCGUGCGGGCGAGUAAGUUUUGGAAUCCCGGUACGAGUGUGGCGGUGAGCAGCCCGGGAGCGCAGCAGCUGUUUUGGGCGCAGGUGGACACCAAGAAGCUGUUCAACGGCAAGUAUGUGAAGGGGCAUGUCAUUGACUGCGUUCUCGUGCCCAACUGA
This is a messenger RNA of Closterium sp. NIES-65, 612 nucleotides long. NCBI's taxonomy places the organism in Eukaryota, Viridiplantae, Streptophyta, Zygnematophyceae, Desmidiales, Closteriaceae. The record is from the annotation of a GenBank genome assembly.